Branchiostoma floridae (Florida lancelet) is the source of this 1038-nucleotide messenger RNA. RefSeq names its product poly(U)-specific endoribonuclease-B-like. Gene Ontology annotation, molecular function: RNA endonuclease activity. The coding region runs from base 1 to 1038 and encodes 345 amino acids. The record is from RefSeq and is a predicted model, not a curated record. The transcript is spliced from 7 exons. NCBI's taxonomy places the organism in Eukaryota, Metazoa, Chordata, Leptocardii, Amphioxiformes, Branchiostomatidae.
AUGGAAGAAUCCCUGUCUGACAUAUGCUCGAAACUUUGGGAGCUCGACAAGAACCGUUUCGAGAAAGGGAGGGACUACAAAAUCAAUCUGAAGGAUUCGGGCAAGGGUGCUAAACUGUUCUCUUAUGUGGAUGUGAAAAAGUUGGCCAACACUCCGACGUACCAAGCCUUUCUUCAGCUGCUGGACAACUAUGAGUCCGAAACUUCUGUACCCGAGGAGGUAACAGCCGGAAAGAUAAACAAGAGUCGAGCUUUCUUAAAUCGAUGUCUGGAGACGGACGUCAUGAAAAAAGCACACUCCUUCUUGUUGAGUAAAGGCCUGGCGCCUCAAGGUUACAAGAAGGCAUUUAAGGAGAAACUGUACGACCUGUGGUUCGAGCUGCAUUCAAGGAAGGGACAAGACGGAACAAGACGUGAUGUAUCGGCGUUUGAACACACCUUCGUGGGAGAGACGUGCGGUGGUCAGGUUAUUGGCUUCCACAACUGGGUCCAGCUAUAUGAGGAGGAGCGUCAGGGGUGCCUCAGAUACAAGCGCUGUAAGCCCCAGGCUUGUGACGACCGCAUCAUCACGAUUGAUUUCACCUGGGAUAACAACAACAAAACUUUCGGCAGCUUCUUUCUGGGCACGAGCCCGGAGUUUGAGCUGGCCAUCUACACCGUCUGCUUCCUCGCGAGACCCAAGAAAAGCAAUCCAGAGACGCUGGUCAUUCUUGGGAACAAGAGAGCCCAUAUCAUCACGAAACCUGUAAAAUCGUGUGAAGAUCACAUUGGGACUUGUUAUCCCAAGCUGCCCGAGGCCUUCCCACCGAUACAGGGACGGAUCCAAAUCCCUAGAAGUCAUGACGUUCACAUCCCCAUCGAUUCUGAAGAUGACGAGGAGCUCGAGGACCAGCCAGAAAAAAUCAGAGUCAUCAUCCCCAAGAAUCAAUUACCUUCAAGAAAUGGCGAGGUCCCAAUAGCCAUCGACCACGACGAGGACUUCCUUCGCCGAAGACAUGACAGGAAACCGACGAAAGAUCCAUGCUGCAUUAUUCUUUGA